Porites evermanni is the source of this 453-nucleotide messenger RNA. The record is from the annotation of a GenBank genome assembly. NCBI's taxonomy places the organism in Eukaryota, Metazoa, Cnidaria, Anthozoa, Scleractinia, Poritidae.
AUGAAAAGCCUAGUUUCCUUCAUCGCACUUCUGCUUACAUUUACAACUGUCCUCUCCAAGCAAAUCAGCUACAAUAACUGCACAGGUGAAGAGCUUGGAGAGAUAUUGUCCAUUGACAUAACACCGUGUGAUGAAGAACCUUGUGUCCUCAAGCGCGGAGGUAACGAAACAGUAACCAUAAACUUCAUUCCACACGAAGCUGUGACGGCGGCAAAGAUCUAUGCCUAUGCUAUAUUUGGUUUAAUACCAGUUCCCCUGCCAUUGCCGGAUCCUGAUGCUUGUCAAGGGCAUGGACUGACAUGUCCACUGAAGAGUCGGGAAGCUGUUGAGUUUGUAUACACCCAGUACAUUUCUGGGGACUUUCCAGUUGGACAGUUAAAGAUCAAAGCAGAGAUAAAGGACCAGAACGAUAAAUCCAUCAUCUGCGGUAUUGUUAACUUGCAAAUAUCUUGA